CGAACUUGUAUGCUUACUAUGUCUAAAUUGAUUUUAUACUCGAUUCUCACUCUCAGUAUACUGCCGAAUGUUGAUAACAACCAAUGUAAAAACCUUUGUCAAAUUUACAACCAGAGAUAUUGAUUGCAAUACUUAAUUGAGAAAGAUUUCAACGAAUUUUGGGAGGACAAAUAACUUUCUAUUUCUAUAGAAAACCGCAAUUGCGAAGUGAUAAAUGUGGCUAAUUAUGUAAAACUAAUAACUAGAAAAUUUAAGAACAAUACAAUUGUUUAAGAAAUUGCAGAAAAAACAUUUAAAUUAGCCUUUUACACGACUUAUGAUAUAGUUUUUUGUACACUACAAUGAAUUAUACACACAACGACACAAUGUUGUCUUCGGUGGUAUUUUUGAUCACGUCACUUUGCGUAAUUGCCACUCUGUUUCUAUAUAAAAAAAUAACCCAUACUUAUAGUUAUUGGAAAAGGAAGUCCGUAAUAUUUGCUGAACCAUUGCCCUUUUUUGGUAAUAUCAAAGACGCAGCAAUGUUUAAAUUGACUCAGGGUCAGUGUCUACAAAAUAUUUACAAUGAAUUUCCAAAUGAAAAGUAUGUUGGAAUAUAUCAAUUUUUAAAACCCACACUGUUACUUAGAGAUCCAGAAACUAUUAAAAUCUUCACAGUAAAAAAUUUUGCCCAUUUUACUGAUCGGGGAUUCUCUUAUGAUGGUCAUAGAGAACCAUUAACAAAUCACCUGGUAAACAUGGAAGGGGAUAUGUGGAAAAUUCUUCGUCAAAAACUAACACCAGCAUUUAGUUCCGGAAAAAUAAAAAACAUGAUGGGAAUGCUUAGAAAAUGUGGAGAACAGCUCAUUGAACACAUAGAAAAAGGAAUAUCAGCUGGAGUGACUGAUUACGAUAUGCGAGACUUAACUGCAAAAUACACCACUGACGUGAUAGGAACAUGCGCUUUUGGUUUGAACUGCAAUUCUCUCACGGACACAGACUCUGAAUUCAGACAAAUGGGUAACGCUGUUCUCAAUUCGUCGAUUUCAUUGGCAAUAGCUAAAGCUUUUCGGGUUUUUUUCCCAAAAAUGUUUAAUAUACUCAAUUUACGUACAUUUCCUAUAGAAGUUCAAAAGUUCUUUUUAGCUAUUGUAAAACAAACCAUUGCUUAUCGCCGAGACUAUAAAAUACAACGCGAUGACUUUAUUCAACUAUUGCUUGAAAUGAAAAGCAACCAAGAGUUUCAAAAUGAUGAAAAACAAUUUCCUACUAUCGAAUUAACAGAAGAACUGAUCGCUGCUCAGGUGUUUGUUUUUUUUUUGGCUGGUUUUGAAACGUCCUCAACAACCUUAAGUUUUUGCUUACAUGAAUUAGCACUCAAUCCCGAUAUACAGUUAAAAGUUCAAAUGGAAAUUGCUGAUAAAAUCAAUAAAGAUGGCCUUCCAUUUACUUACGAAUCUGUUAUUUCAAUGGAAUUCUUAGAACAAUGUAUUAAAGAAACAAUGAGAAAGUAUCCUCCAGUACAAGCAUUAGUACGAAAAUGUACUAAACCUUUUCAAUUACCUGACUCCAAAGCAGUAAUCGACGAAGGUACAGGAAUCCUCAUACCUGUUUACGGCAUACAUCACGAUCCAAAAUAUUACCCUGAGCCUGAAGUAUUUGAUCCCAAUAGAUUUAAAAAAGAAGAAAUUACCAAACGACCUACGAGCAGCUAUUUGCCGUUUGGCGAUGGACCACGUACAUGUAUAGGGAUGCGCUUUGCCAUGAUUGAAAUGAAAUUAGCUUUAGCCCAGUUUCUGCAAAAUUACUCAGUAUCAAUUAAUGAAAAAUCAAGCAGACAAAUUCAAUUCGAACCUGCGUCUUUCUUAUCUACUCCCAAAGGAGGUAUAUGGCUAAAAGUUAAAAAAAGAUAGGACCACUCAAAACUAUGCAGAAUUUAAAACACCUGUAUUGUAUAAUUAUUUUCAUAUAUCAUAACAAUUAAUAAUUAAGUUUUAAAUUAUUAUAAUGAUAAACUAAAAAAAUUGGCCACUAUUUGUAAACAUUAGUCAUUUAAGACCACUUGAAAAUGUUUUAAAAUAAAUAAAUACAAUAUAAAUAUACAAUAAUAUAAAAAAAUAAGAAGAAAACAAUUAUAAGAAAUAUAGAUUAUUUUGUUAUUUCAACUAUUUUUAACAACCUAAUAACACACAAAAUGUUCUCAUUAUUAUGUUUUAAAACUAAAUUAUAAAUAAAAAAUAUAUGUAUAAAUAAAUACAUAUAUCAAUAGAAAGUAUCUUUUCUGUAAUAU
Messenger RNA from Daktulosphaira vitifoliae (grape phylloxera), 2269 nucleotides. RefSeq names its product probable cytochrome P450 6a13. NCBI's taxonomy places the organism in Eukaryota, Metazoa, Arthropoda, Insecta, Hemiptera, Phylloxeridae. Bases 342 to 1892 code for a protein of 516 amino acids. The transcript is spliced from 8 exons. The record is from RefSeq and is a predicted model, not a curated record. Gene Ontology annotation, molecular function: monooxygenase activity; iron ion binding; oxidoreductase activity, acting on paired donors, with incorporation or reduction of molecular oxygen.